Molecule: messenger RNA, 2533 nt
Organism: Triticum dicoccoides
Lineage: Eukaryota; Viridiplantae; Streptophyta; Magnoliopsida; Poales; Poaceae
Exons: 3
Coding region: 27-1634 (535 amino acids)
Source: RefSeq, a predicted model, not a curated record
AUACUUUAAAAAAGGAAGAAAAAAUAAUGCUCCUCAAGUUUCUGCAGAGCAUUAAGAUGCCUGAUGGCUAUGCUUCACACAUUAAGCGAUGUGUAGUCCUCGAUCGGUGCAAGAUUAGUGGACUCAAAACUCAUGAUUGUCAUGUUAUAUUUCAGAAACUUCUUCCUAUUGCAUUGUGCAAGCUUUUGCCAGAGAAUGUUGUAAACCCAUUGCUUCAGCUGAGUAAAUUCUUUUCUGAUUUAUGCUCCAAGGAGUUAAGGGAUGAACAUUUGGAGAGGUUGAGCAAAACAAUUCCAGAAACUCUAUGUCAGCUUGAGAUGAUCUUUCCACCAGCAUUCUUUGAUAUUAUGAUGCAUCUCCCAAUUCAUCUUGCUGAAGAGGCCCGAUUGGGAGGGCCUGUCCUGUACAGAUGGAUGUAUCCAAUUGAGCGAUACUUGCGUACGCUCAAAGGAUAUGUGCGUAACAAGGCUCAACCAGAAGGUUCUAUUGCAGAGGGGUACAUACUUGAAGAGUGCAUGACUUUUUGCAGUCGAUUCGUUGAUGGAAUGCCUACCAAGCUAAGUCAGUCCGAACGUCAUGAAGACGGAGGUACAGAUCAACCAUCAACAGGAAUUAGCAUCAUGAGUAUAGUUGAUUACUCCAAGAAAGGUUUUGUUUGUGAAUCAUUGUCUUUGGUUGAGAUUAAUCAAAUGAGGCAUUUCAUAAUAACAAACUAUGAGGAAACCGCGCCAUGGAUUGAUGAACAUCUUGAGGAGCUGACAAGUAAAAAUUCUCCUAAUCCUGAAAGGCAGCACAAGGAAGAGUUUGUUGGCUGGUUUGAGAGACGGAUCACAGAACUCCACAAUGAUGGGAAGGUCAGCAAUCUUAUUUAUGCGCUAGCUAAAGGACCUGAUCAUCUAGCCCGUGUAUACAAUCGUACAGUUCUGAAUGGAUAUUUCUUUCGGAAUUCCUAUAUCGAGCAGGACUUGAGUACCCAAAAUAGUGGCGUCAUAGUCAAGGGCGAUGCAACCACAGGCAAUAUUGAUUAUUAUGGGGUGAUCAAGAAAAUCAUAUUUCUUGACUUUCCUCCUGAUAAGGAGGUUGUUCUAUUCCAGUGUGACUGGUUUGAUGUGCCUCCUGCCAACAUAACUGAGAGUAAGGGGUAUAAGAAAAACAAAUAUGGAAUUAUUUACCUUGACACUACUCUACACCGAUUCCAGGGAGACCCUUACAUUCUAGGCCUCCAAGCUCAACAGGUUUUCUAUGUGAGAGAUGUGAAGAACCCUGAUUGGGCAACUGUUAUUAAAAUGAAUCCACGCAAUUUGUUUGCUCCUUCUGUUUUAAAUGGUGUAGGCCUUGAUGAAGCUGUUGAAGCCGAUGAAGGUGGUGACGCAGACGUACUGGAUGUCGUCGAUGCGGAAAUUACAGUGCCAGAAAUUACAAUACCUGGAGAGAUCACUAGUUGGUGCAGAAAUGAUGACGAAGGAUCCAGCAUUGAUGUUUCAGUCAUAGAAAAUAUAAAACCUUUUGAGUUUGAAGAUGUCCAGUUCGAAUCUGAUGAUGAUACGGAUGAUGAUGAGGCUUACGUAAAUGAUGGCCAUGUUGCUCCUUUGGGACAAGAAGAAUCAAAUGAUGACCAGGGGUUCUUUGUAUAGUUUUUAAUCUCUUGGUAAGGUGCUUUUCACAUGUUUAAGCCAUGAAUAUAAGUCCUUGAACUUUUUUUAUGGUCACCUACGAGUAGUUUCUCUCCUGAAGUUUAAUCUAAUGUGAAACAGGUUCAAACAAGGCACCCCCUGCAUAGUGUCAUCGGUUGUUGCAAAUGAGAACAAAAGCUAGUGCCUAGCACUAAUAGUUUGGUGAUGAAGAGAAGAGAAGAGUAGUUGAUGUUCUUUUAGUGAUGUUGCUAUUUUGACAGUGAUGCUAUGUACACAUUGUUGCUAUGAACUUGUGGUUUUUAGUGUUGUCACUAUUUUCAUUACUUUGCCAUCAACUUAUGGUCUUUUGUGUGAACAAGUAUGGCUGCUGAAACUUGUGUGCUUUCAUGUUGAAACUUGUGUUAUAUAUCUCGCUAAGAUGGUUUGUUAUAUCCUACUAAAAUGUUGUGUCUAUAUAUAGUUCUUAAAACUGCAUAUGUUUUCCUACUGCAGGUGCCACUUGUUGUCACAAUUGCAAAGGGACGGUGCAUGUAUGCAUAUUUUAACUCUCAUGAGUACUUGUAGAAGGAGAAUUGUACAAUGCUGAAAGAUGUUAUUUGCAUAUGCAAAGUGGGAUCAUAUCUUUUGAAUGAUUCCAUUAGAAUGAGGUUACUCCUUGACGAACUCGAACUUGAAUCAUUUUCUUUUUUUAUCAUGGUUGGAGAUGUGGUGUAGCAUGAACAGAAGCUAAUGGACGUGUCAGCGAGCCCCGAGGGAGAUGCCCCCUGCAACAUGAAGAACACCAUCUGGACAAAGGGGAGGUACACAGAUGGCCAAGGAUGAAAGGAGGCGUGCAAGUCCGUGUUUCACAGUUAUCUCUUUCAGCACCAGCGAUUAAAUGUGCUUUGUUAGUUCUAGAG